UUCAGCUAGCUCGACUUGCUUCGAACGAGAUUUCGACGAAGCUCAAGCGAGUAACCACGGAGACGAGCAUAAACGAAUAAUAGAAAUGACAUUAAUUGAACUAUGAAGUCAAAUAUUACGAAACUGGUAUAUUACGAUGACAACUAAAACCCAGUCCAACAUGACGAAAAAUUCUUCUAAACCCGUUCAAGUUCUUCUGCGAAGGCCAAUCGCUCCACCAAUUCCACCCAAGCCUGUUCUUCCAGAGAAACCGAAGAUUGGAGCACCAUCGUUCCAGCCAUUCCAGAGUCAGAGUAUUCCAUCUUUCCUGGAGCUCAGUCAAGAAUUCAGUGAGCACCACCAACUUCUAGCUCCAUCACUGCCAAGCGAUGCCCAGUCCGUGGCAUCCGAUCUUAACGAGGAUGUGUACGCACCGCAGAACACACCACGGGCCAAGGAGAUGGUACGCUCCAACGAGAGCCCGUCCUUCCAGUCCAUCGAUGAACCUCCAGAUUGGAAGUUCAUCAUUGAAUCCCGUUAUAACAUGAACAAAGGAAACGCGCAAGGAAGGACGCUUGAAUCGGACUCUCUUGUCAAACCGUACAAACCUCGCGGGCCUGAUCCGUUUCCGCUUCGGCAAUCGAAGCAACCAUCAGAAAUUCGUCCAGAACUCCUCUAUGCAGAUGUCGAUGACCCGAGGUUCUUUGAGAUACCAGAGUUCACUCUCAAUGACUUCUGUUAUGAUCUGUCAAGAGUCUAUGCCUUACCCAGGGAUAGAGUGAAGAAUAUUGUCUUCUCAAAACAAAACUUUAAGAAGAUGACAACACUUUUUGGGUCAUUCACAAAAGAGAAGAGACAAGAGAAAGUGAACACUGUGACACUUAAAGGUGAAGAUAUCCCGACCUUUGAGAACCGAGUGCCUCAGCAUCAGAUCCUUCUAGAGAUGGCAUGCGCCAUUGAAGAUCAGAUGAGACACCUGAUGUUAGAAGAUGUCCAGAGUCAGCUUCACAGCACCACAAAGUCCAAGAGGACACCGGGGUCUCCAGGGUCAAUGAGUGUCGACGGGAAGUCAUUGCCUCCAAUCAAAAGAGACAAGGAUUCAUCAUUAUUCAGUGCUCCGGUUUCAAAAUAUUUUCAAGGAUCUCGGAGAUCUAAUGAACCCUUUGAUGGAAGUGAUUCUGAAACCCAGAUCAAUCCAUCGGAGCUUGCUCUCCUAGAAUGUCUCGUCAACGGAGGACUAGCACUCAGUUUGAAGGCGCAUUUUAUCUCCACCUUACCCCAACUCAAACCAAUCCUGAAAACUCUGACGUAUCUCAACUUGUCUUUCAAUGAUUUCAAGUCCAUACCGAUGAUAGUCUUUGACAUUGAGAAUCUUCAGAUACUGAAGCUGAGGAAUAACCCAAUCCGAGAGAUUCCCUAUGAGAUCGGUCAGCUCACCAAAUUAAGAACAUUGGUCCUGUCCUUCUGUAUACUAUCGGAAUUACCUCCCACCCUUUUCACACUGCCUCUGAAGUACCUAGAUUUGUCCUACAAUAAGCUUACAUUCUUGCCAAAUGAAAUGAGACAUCUCAAGAGAUUACGAGCGCUAAAUCUUGAAGGUAACCAGCUACCUGCUCUGCCGUGCGGGAUGCUCAAACUGAGAGAUCUUCGCUACCUGAGGGUCAUCAAUAACUUCAUGCAUCCCCUCCUAUGGAGAGAAAACUCCCAGAACAACCCUCAGAGGUUAUCUGACAUGUCAGCCCUGGUUUGUAAACAAGAGGGUCUGGACUGUGUAGAGGGACUACAUGAUUCACUCAUGGUCUACCUAAACAGCUAUACGACCUGUGACUGCUGUGGUGGGCCUCUCUAUGGCCCAGGGCUGCGCAUCAUCCGACCUUGUCGCCGGGCCUACGGGGUCAAGCAGGUCCCUUUCAUCUUUAUCUCUUGUUCCCCUGCCUGCCGUGAUUUCUUCAUGGUCAAUACUCAGUCGUUGUCGGAUCUCCUCUAUGAAGACGAAUCAGACGAGGAGUUUGUGGAGUAUUAGGGCUCAAUGCAUUUCUAAUAAAAGGCAUACAAAUGAUGAUAUUGCUUAAUUAAGAAUGUGUACUGGAUGGCAUGUCUUGUUUACAAGUUAUGCAUUACUCAGAGUUGCCAACUUUUAAGAAAAAGUCACAAUUUUCAUGUCAAAUUACGCAAAUAGGCUUUUGACCUUAAUUAUUAUGCUUUUGAGGUAAAAUAGAAAUGUACAUUUGAUAUACACAUAGUAAUACUUUGCACAGUGGUGAAAUUUACUUGCCUGACUCAACAGCUAGUGCUUCACAAAAGUUAUGUAGCACCCUAGAUGAAUAUACCUGACAACCAUCAUGUAGGGUUGGCAAAACUUUUGCAUUAAAGGUCAAGUCCACCUCAGAAAAAUGUUGAUUUGAAUCAAUAGAGAAAAGUCAGACAAGCACAAUGCUGAA
This is a messenger RNA of Lytechinus variegatus (green sea urchin), 2420 nucleotides long. RefSeq lists its product as uncharacterized. Gene Ontology annotation, molecular function: protein binding. Lineage: Eukaryota; Metazoa; Echinodermata; Echinoidea; Temnopleuroida; Toxopneustidae. The transcript has 11 exons. The record is from RefSeq and is a predicted model, not a curated record. The coding region runs from base 137 to 2002 and encodes 621 amino acids.